AUGGGACUACUCGCUGCUUCGCCAGCGACAUAUGGCGUCUUUCUGGUAUUGACCGCCUGCGCCUUGUUCAUUCGAUAUCUUGCCGCCGACCCGCUCCGCAAGUUCAAUGGCCCACCACUAGCAGCCUUAGUACCUUGGUUGUUCACAUAUCCUGCAAUGAAAGCAGAAUGGCACACGACGAAUCUGAAAUGGCAUCGAAGAUAUGGCUCCGCCGUCCGCAUCGCCCCCAACUUCCUAUCCUUCGACACGUACGAGGCCUUUUGCGAUAUCUACAGUGCGAAGGCCAACUUCCGGAAGGCUCCCGAAUACAUGGUCCUCAGCCCAAGCAGGCGAGGUAAUGCUGUAUCGACACAAGACAAGAAAGUCUCGCAGUUCAAACGAAAGUCCGAAGGCCCUUUCUUCGGCGACAAGAGCAUUCGAGAUCUCGAAGAUCGUUACGUAGACAAGGUUGCAAGUUUCACGACGCUGCUUUGCCCACUUGAGGGACCAGAUGGGCAGAAAUCGGCUUGGACCGAGCCACGGGACAUCUCCAAGUUCACUUCUUGGCUAACUUUGGAUGUUAUUACGGACCUUCUUUACGGCGAGUCGUUUGACCUUUUACACUCCGAAGAGAAUCGAUGGGUGCCUGAAACCUUCCGAAACGUCCAAUGGCGGAACCUUAUCUGUAUGAGCUACCCGACGCUGUUCAAGUGGAAAUUAGACAGGGUACUGUUGUAUCGGGCAAGGGAAGAGAUCAGUAGACUGGCGGCCUGGUCACUCGACAUAUGCCGGGCUCAAGCGAAGCGAUGUGCGGACGAAAACAGGCCGGAUCUCUUUACGAGCAUGAUGGCUGCGGAGGAAAAGCGAACCGGGAAUCCGGAUAUUGAGGGUAACAUCAAAGACAUCUGGGCUGAAAGCAUGUUUCUUUUGGCUGCUGGCUCCGAAUCGACCGCCACGACCAUGGCAAUAACUUACCACUACCUCGUUCACCAACCCGACCUCCUGGCAAAGGUUACUGCAGAGGUCAGAUCUGCAUUCUCCAACGUUGAAGACAUCCGCACUGGGGAGACUUUAGAUUCCUUACGCAUGUUCCAGGCCUGUAUCCUUGAGACCUUACGGAUAUCACCGGCGGCUCCGAACACUCUACCUCGCAUCGUUCCAGCAGGAGGAGCUACAGUUGACGGACACUUCUUGCCGGGCGGUACCACGGUUGGGACCUCGUUAUACACGAUGCAUCACAACGAGAAAUACUUCGACGACCCCGACUCUUUCGUCGCAGACCGCUGGCUCCGUCGAUUGGAGGAUUCUGCCGGCAAAGACAUCGCAUACCACCCCUCUCCUGGAUAUGCACCAUUCAGCAUGGGGACGAGGAACUGUCUGGGCUGGCGUCUGGCGUGGGCAGAAAUGACCGUUGCAUUGGCGCGAGUGCUCUUCUCUUUCGAUAUGCGCUUGACCAGCGAAGCACCUUGCUGUGCUACACGGCAACCUGGCAAGGCGUGUGAGCCUAAUGCUCCUGGCUAUAUCACGAUGUGCGCUGCCGGUGGUCCUUAUGUUGAGUUCCGACCUAGGCAGGGCUGA
This is a messenger RNA of Saxophila tyrrhenica, 1557 nucleotides long. RefSeq lists its product as uncharacterized. Lineage: Eukaryota; Fungi; Ascomycota; Dothideomycetes; Mycosphaerellales; Extremaceae. The record is from RefSeq and is a predicted model, not a curated record. Gene Ontology annotation, molecular function: iron ion binding; monooxygenase activity; heme binding. The transcript is spliced from 5 exons. Bases 1 to 1557 code for a protein of 518 amino acids.